UUUUCCGGGGCAAGAAACACUGGUCGCAGGGCCGGAAGCGCGGUAGCCCGCGGGUUCGAGACCACGGCGCCGUUUAAGGCAGAGCGAGCGUCCUGGAACCCUCGGGCCGCUAGAUCCUUCACCCCGGCUCCCGCCCAAAUUGGAGAAAACCUACAAAAUCCUGGCGGCCUAUGCAAGGGCGCUGAGUCGGAUCGCAAAGCACACGGCGUCCACCGGAACCGCCGAGCCUGAGGGCCGCCGGAAGCCCCGCCCCUGGGCGGAGUCAGGAAGCCUUUCGGGGCGGGCGGGGGCGGGAGAACCUAGGUCCCGCCCCCGAGGCCGAGCGCGCCUGCCAUGGCCGAGACCCCGGGCGCCGGCCCCGCUGCCCUGCGCUUGGCUGCCGCUGCCAACUGGCUAGUCGUGCGCCGACGCUACGUGGAACAUUUCCCACGGGUGUUGGAGUUUCUGCGGUCCCUGCGCGCUGCUGCUCCUGGCUUGGUUCGCUACCGCCACCACGAGCGCCUAUGUAUGGGCCUAAAGGCCAAGGUGGUGGUGGAGCUGAUCCUCCAGGGCCGGCCUUGGGCCCAGGUUCUGAAUGUCUUGAAUCACCACUUUCCAGAGUCUGGACCUGUAAUGCGGGACCCCAAAGCUACAAAGCAGGAUCUGAAGAAGAUCUCAGAGGCACAGGAAGCCUUUUGCCAGCAGGUGAAGUUGCUGGCAGAGGCCCCUGUGGAUUUGACUUGGAAGCUGCAGGAACUUGAACAAGAGUAUGGGGAACCCUUUCUGGCUGCUAUAGAAAAGCUAUUUUUUGAAUACUUGUGUCGGCUGGAAAAAGCACUGCCUACCCCACAGACACAGCAGCUUCAGGAUGUGCUGAGUUGGAUGCAGCCUGGAAUUUCUAUCACUUCUUCUUUUGCUUUGAGCCAAUAUAGUGUGGACAUGGGGUGGCCACUUCCAGAGUGCUCCGUUACUAAUUCAAUGAACAUGUCAGAGCCCACGGAGCCCAGUCCUCCUCAGCAACCAACACCAGCACUCCAUCCGCCUGUGCCAAAAGCCAAGCCUGGCCCACACCUUCCUCACGGAGCAGCCUCAAGAAAGCACCCAGAACCUCUGGCUGGUCACCACUUCAAUCUGGCCCCUCUGGGCCAGCGAAGAACCCAGUCCCAGUGGGCACCCAGGAGGGUAGGCCAUAAGGAGCGCCCCACAGUCAUGCUAUUCCCCUUUAGGAAUCUGGGUUCACCAACCCAGGUCAUAUCUAAACCUGAGAACAGGAAAGAACAAGGGACACACGUGGCAGUUCCAGCAGGUGAUGCCAGCACGAGAACAGCCUCCACUGGAAAGUCUAAGAGUCCGGCCCAGACCCUGGGCGGACGGACUGUGAAGGAGAACCCAGUUGACUUGUCUGCCUCGGAGCAAAAGGAGAAUUGCUGGGACUGCCCCAUGGAGCCCCUGAGACUGUCAUUAUCACCUCCUAUGGCCAGGAAGCCAGUGUGUCCUCCAUCUCUGUGCAGCCCUGUCAUUACCAUAGGGGACUUGGUUUUGGACUCUGAUGAGGAAGAAAAUGGCCAGCGGGGAGGAAUGGAGUCUCUGGAAAACUAUGAGAAGACAAAGUUUGACACCCUAAUCCCCACCUUCUGUGAAUAUCUCCCCUCUUCUAAUCCCAGUGCUGUAUCUGCCCCUUCCCAUGACCAUAUAGACUCCUCUGAUAGGACCAGAAUGCCAUCUGCAUCUUGCCUGUCUCCUUCCUCAUCUCUACAGGCAGUUUAGUGGGGAUAAAGUGGAAGCCCAGCAUUGGGUUGCUUGACUGUAUGGCCCAAAUUACUUUGUAAUGCUUGAUCAUUAAACUUUCUGUUUGUUAAAA
Messenger RNA from Eptesicus fuscus (big brown bat), 1840 nucleotides. It is a transcript of the gene TINF2, whose product is annotated as TERF1 interacting nuclear factor 2. Bases 334 to 1746 code for a protein of 470 amino acids. Gene Ontology annotation, biological process: regulation of telomere maintenance via telomere lengthening; telomere capping. Gene Ontology annotation, cellular component: shelterin complex. The transcript has 9 exons. Lineage: Eukaryota; Metazoa; Chordata; Mammalia; Chiroptera; Vespertilionidae. Gene Ontology annotation, molecular function: telomeric repeat DNA binding. The record is from RefSeq and is a predicted model, not a curated record.